AGAGGAUGUUCAACUAUGAAUUCUGAACUAUAUGUUUGUGAUCCACAGGCCAAUGGCACUCAUAUCACCUACGAGAACUUUAUUUUGGGAGCACCAGGGUCAUCUGAAGGUCUCAUCAGCAGGGAGAGAAUUCUACAGAUAUCUUUCAGCUGUGUUUACCCCCAAACCCAAACACUUUCUAUGAUAGAAAUGAACCCACUGGAGAGCGUUUAUCACAAGAACCUUCCUUCUGGUCAAGGGAUGUAUCAGGUCCGAAUGAUCCCAUAUGAGGACGUUGGGUUCUCUCAGCCCUUCAAUGGUAGUGUGGAUGCAGAACUCAACCAGGAGAUUUUUGUUGAGGUUCGUGUUGAUGGGGUUGACAGUCGACAGUUGGUGACAGUGAUUGACACAUGUUGGGCUACACCUGUGAAUGAUCCAGAUUACAGUCUGCGCUGGGAUCUCAUCACUGGAGAGUGUCCAAAUCCACAUGAUAACACAGUGAAGCUUCUUCAGAAUGGUGUCUCAACAUCCAGCCGUUUCUCCUUCAGGAUGUUCAUCUUCAACUCAAACUCCACUAAAGUUUACCUGCACUGUGCUGUUCAUCUUUGUCUUCUGGCCAACAAUUACUGCUCAGCGCACUGUGCUUCUGGAUAUCACCAGAGGGUCGGCAGGUCUCUGGACUUCUAUGACAGUUCUUCUAUAUCCAUGGGUCCUUUCGUCUGGUCUGAUGGAAAUGCAGACAAAUAGGCUCCAGAAUUAGUGUGAGUGUCCGGAGCUCCUGGUCUGACUGGUUGUUUGAUGAUACUUUUGGUUUCACUCCUGAGAGCCUGCACCAUCUUCUAGGACGUCUCCACAAUGCAAAAAUUCUAAUCUUAAAAGUUUCUAUAGCUUAACAUUUGCUUCGUCAUAUCUGAUAUCUAAUUAUGUUUUCUAUAAAACUAAUGAAGGAAGAGCACUACACUUGUUUUAUUG
Paramisgurnus dabryanus is the source of this 951-nucleotide messenger RNA. Lineage: Eukaryota; Metazoa; Chordata; Actinopteri; Cypriniformes; Cobitidae. The record is from RefSeq and is a predicted model, not a curated record.